ACAGUGAGAUACGUCACGGAUUAUGAAACUUCAUCUCCCAUGCCUCUAGGUUCAGAGUUGACCAACCGCACCCGUAUAUUAUCGAUUAGCGUGCAGUACGACAGUUUACCCGAUCUUCUGAAAGGUGCUGUCAUCGUCGCAGACAUAACGCAGUAAUGAAGGGGGCUUUCGCGUUUACCGUUUUACUUGCGGCUGCAACCGCUUAUUACUUCUACCUUCCGCUGCCAAAUACAGUUUCCGAACCAUGGAAACUUAUGCUUUUUGAUGGAGUGGUCCGGGGUAUGUUGCAUGCGGGACGGCUGGCCGACAGCCUGGGUAUCUGCCACUUCCUCCAAGUGCUCAACUACACCAUGAACCUUGCCACGCUGGACUCGAUGUCCGGUGAGAACCUGCUGGUCACCGACACCACCAUGGGCGGCGUCGAGGUCCGGAUAUGCCAGUGGACGGGAGGUGCAGAGCACGAGCUGAAGAGGGGCGUGGUGUAUUUCCAUGGAGGUGGCUGGGCCCUGGGCACUGCCAAGAAGGGAUCCUAUUACCUCCUUUGCAGGAAGAUGGCAGAAGAUCUGAAGGCGGUCGUUCUAUCUGUUGAUUACCGCUUAGCCCCGGAGUCUCACUUCCCAGAUCAGUUUGAGGAUGCCUUCCGGGCCUCUAAACACUUCCUGCAGCCCGAGGUUCUGGCCCACUAUUCUGUGGACCCGGAGCGUGUUGGGGUGUCAGGUGACAGUGCUGGGGGGAACUUGGCUGCAGCCGUAGCUCAACAGGUGGCCACGGACAGCAGCAUUUCCGUUAAGUUCAAGGUGCAGUCUCUGGUCUAUCCAGCGCUGCAGGCCCUGGACUUUAACACGCCCUCGUACCAGCAGAACCAGAACGCGCCGGCCCUCCAGCGAUGGCUCGUGGUCUGGUUCUGGCUGGAGUACCUGAACGCAGAUCACAGUUUCAGCGACUCGGCGACGAUAAACAACCACAGCGCUCUGGACCUGCACCGAGUCGACCCGUUCCGGUCCAAGGUCGACUGGACCGUUCUGCUCCCUCCCCGGUUCCGGGAGGGGUACGAACCGGUGGUGCAGGCCCACGGGACGCCCCGGAUGGCGGACGAGGUGCCGGGGCUGCUGGACGCGCGUGCCUUUCCCCUGCUGGCGGAGCGGGAGGUCCUCGCCCGGACGCCGCGCGCGUACGUCCUCACCUGCGAGCACGACGUGCUGCGGGACGACGGGCUGAUGUACGUGCGGCGGCUGGAGGAGGCCGGCGUCGCGGUAACCAGCGACUACUACGAGGACGGUUUCCACGGCUGCCUGACCUUCGGCUUCUGGCCCACCAUCUUCUCGGUCGGCAACCGGACUUUGACGAACUACAUCGCGUGGCUCGAUGGAAACCUGUAGCCCUUCUCCUCUUCCUGUCUGCUCUUAGCUCAGGUUAGAUGCUGUCAUCAAAGUCUCUAAUGGAAACCAUGCUUUAAAAAAAUGAAAAUAAACAGGCCACUGCUUAAACGUAGUUGAAUGUUAAAAUCGCAUUUUUGCUUUUACACGUUUUAAUGUUUUAUCGUGACUGGAUUUGAUACCGUGACUUUUCGACUUCACUGAGCCAAAAAGCUUCUUUGUUUGUACUAAACUUUUAUUAUUACAAACAUGUCUUAGUGUUUGAGCUCUGAAAGACUGUACUGAAAGAUGAUGGUAGGAAAACGACUCCAUGCAGCCAAAAUACUAGUCUCUUGUUAAAUACUACUGACAUACAGUGCCCUCAAAAUUGCCAUCCUCCAUAAAGAUAAGUAUAAAGAUACGUAAGAUUUUAAACCAAGGUAAUGACCUACAUAUGCUUGAAAGUCAUUGUGAAAACUGUUGAGAGCCGUUUUUGUGGAAAUAAAUGUGAAGUAGCUGAUUACUGAAGCUCAAGACAAAAUAUAAAUAGGGGCCAUCCCUCAUUUUUUGUUUUUAGUUUUUAAUCGUUUUUCAUUACUGAUAAUGGCUUCCAUGUUUGCUGUUUGACUGACUUAUUACUUGCUUAUCACUGGUACAAGAUACACUGUCUUCCUGUGCAAUGUAUCGAAAGUACAUUCUCUACAACUCAUAAUACAAGCCCAUGCAUGUCAAUAAAAAAUGCAGCAAAUACUGCCCCCUUC
Molecule: messenger RNA, 2116 nt
Organism: Anguilla rostrata (American eel)
Lineage: Eukaryota; Metazoa; Chordata; Actinopteri; Anguilliformes; Anguillidae
Gene: nceh1a
Product: neutral cholesterol ester hydrolase 1a
Exons: 5
Coding region: 156-1379 (407 amino acids)
Cellular component (GO): membrane
Molecular function (GO): carboxylic ester hydrolase activity; lipase activity
Source: RefSeq, a predicted model, not a curated record